AUUCCCCAAAAAUAUCCGAAGAAAAUAUCAAUUUAAAAAUAUCCUCAAACUACCCAACCUACCAAUCAGUCUACGCCACGUGAUAGUCGAUAUCUCCUGUAAUUUCAUGGGCUUUAGCCGACCCACAUCUAUCUACGUGGCACGUUACUGUUAAUUUCAUUUCCUGAGUGACCCAAAAUUUUUUAUGUAGUGAGAGAAAAGAUUGAGGUUCAACUGUUCCACCGGAAAACAUGGCGGCACCGCCGUCUUCCUCCGGGAUCAAGCUCUCACACAGCUGCUCCAAAUUCAUCCCAAACCGAGGCGUAUUCUUCAAGCCAACAUUCCGGAAUGCUUCUUGUUUUACCUGCUCUUGCAGUUCCACUCCAGCAGAUAGUGAGAGGAAAACGUCGUCGUCUGUCAGCACAAUCACGAAACCUAAUCGUAAAGUCUACGUCGGAGCUCAAUUUACCGAGCUUUCGAGUAUUGACGAUUCUGAAAUCUCUAAUGUCGGCGGCGGCGCUAAAUCAUGGGGGAACCGAAAAUUUACUUUUGAUGUGGGGUUGGAAAAGCGAGCUUUCUGGAGAAGGAUUUGGUUUGAAUCGAAGAAAGUUCGGAGUAUAAUUCUGCUCAACUGUAUCACAGUUAUUUACGCAAGCAAUAUUCCUGUAGUGAAACAAGUCGAAGCUUAUAUCAAACCCGAAGCCUUUACUAUUGUUCGGUUCUCUUUGGCUGCGCUUUUAUUUUCCCCAUUUGUAUUUAAAGCCAGAGGUGAUAAUAGAACCCGUAAUGCUGGUAUUGAAUUGGGAUUUUGGGUCAGCUUAGGCUAUCUUAUGCAAGCACUUGGACUGCAAACUUCUGGUGCUGGACGUGCAUCUUUUCUUACAAUGUUCACAGUUAUUGUGGUUCCAUUGCUUGAUGGUUUGCUAGGAUCUGAAAUCCCAGCUGUUACAUGGUUUGGAGCCUUCAUGUCUAUUGUAGGAGUUGGCAUGCUGGAAACCAGUGGAGCAGCUCCUUGUGUUGGUGACUUUUUAAAUUUUUCAAGUGCUGUAUUUUUUGGGGUUCACAUGCUAAGAACUCAACACAUUUCGAGAAGUACUCACAAAGACAAUUUCUUAGCUCUUCUCGGAUAUCAGGUAUCUGUGGUUGCUUUUCUAUCAACACUGUUGUAUAUAUUUGGUGCUUCUUUUGGUGGCGACCAAACAUUAAAUCCUUCAUCCUGGACGUGGGCGAAAAUUUCAGACUGGAUGUUAGCAUUUCCAUGGGUGCCAGCAGUUUACACUGGCAUUGUAUCAACUGGUUUAUGUUUAUGGGCAGAGUUAGCAGCCAUGCGAGAUGUUUCAGCCACAGAAACCGCAAUAAUCUAUGGAUUGGAACCACUCUGGGGUGCUGGAUUUGCGUGGUUACUGCUUGGUGAGAGAUGGGGUGUUAGUGGCUGGAUUGGAGCCGCUUUGGUGCUUGGUAAGUAAUCUUCCAUCUGCUUUCUUUUCGACAACUUAUCUAAUUCAUCGUCGAGUACAACAAACUGCAACGGCUUUCUGUUCAACAAACUGCAAUUGUUCCUGAACGUUAUCUCCUCCUAUCUACUGUUUAGAAUUGGGGCCUAACGAUGUCUAAUAUUCAUGUGCUGCUUUUGGUAAAGAGGUUCGUUUAAAAGUGUUCUGUUUCCAGUGUUGGUGAUUCUCUAAGUCUCUGUUCAGAAUAACAGGGUCAUCUUCUCAUCUGGGUAGCAUAUUGACGGUUUGAGAGACAAAGAAUAUGAAAUGCUUUCGCAAAUAUCAAAUGUCCUCUAAGCCAUUGAACUUGUUUAAAGUUAAAGCCUCAUGUUUUAAUUUUAAUUUCUGAGAGCUUCUUGGAGAUUAUUGUCUUAUUUGUAGCUCAAAAAUUUGAGGUCACCUCUAUUACUACCAUAGAUCAUCUGACUCUUAAUGGUCUCACCGAAUGAAUCCAACCUGAUAAAAUAAUCAUUAGGACGGUGCUUAGUAUAUAUCUUACUAAUUUGCUUUUAUUCUGUAGGUGGAAGUUUAAUGGUGCAGAUACAUGGUGCAUCCUCGACAGCAGCAUCUUCAAGAGAUGACAUAUCUGUGAAUACAAAAGAUGAUCUGUUGACUGCAGGCGAUGAAAACUGCUACACUUCCUCUGAAAUUUUUGCUAAUUCUAGGAAGGAGUCACAGAAAUCGCUGAAGAAGCAAAGCUGAUAGUUAUAGUUCGACUUGAGUGCGCCUGUAGAUACCUUUAUAGAGAUUUAUGAACCAGAGUACUGACAACUUCAUCGAUCGCAAUUUUGUUCCGACGAGAAUUUUUCCUGCUUGCCAGGCGGCUGGAUGUAAGAUGGAGGCCUGAUCCUUCAUGUAAAUUUUGUUUGAUAAAAUAAUGAUAAAUUAUCAACUGAAAAUUUACAUGCAUUGGCUUUGAUAUUCCUUUCAGUGGACGGAGACCAUCCAUUAUAACUUGUUACAUGCUACGUUGAUUUCUGAUCGACUAUGUAUGUAAAGAGCUGAAUUAUUCUUUUUUCACGUCUACUGUUUGGUUCUUAACACAUAUUCAUUGGC
Messenger RNA from Oldenlandia corymbosa var. corymbosa, 2528 nucleotides. Lineage: Eukaryota; Viridiplantae; Streptophyta; Magnoliopsida; Gentianales; Rubiaceae. The record is from the annotation of a GenBank genome assembly.